Molecule: messenger RNA, 738 nt
Organism: Paramecium sonneborni
Lineage: Eukaryota; Ciliophora; Oligohymenophorea; Peniculida; Parameciidae
Source: the annotation of a GenBank genome assembly
GUGAAUUUAAAAGAAAGGUUUAUGUAAGAUAACGAAAUAGACAUCCUCAUAACAAUUCCAGAAUUCAAGAAAAAUGAGGAUUAUGUCUAAUAUAGAGUUCAGUAAGACAUUAAUCAUAUUUUAUUAGUUUUUAAAACUAAAAAACCCUAUAAGGAUUCUAAAUUCAUUUUAGAUAUUCAGAACUUAAAAAGUUUCAUGAAACUCUUGAAACAUUAAAAGCUGAUUUACCAAUCUUUCCUGGAAGUUAUUGGUGGAAAUCUGUUAAUUCUAAUUUACAACUUAUUGAAUAAAGACGCCAAUUACUUGAUUCCUAUUUCUAAAAUUUGAUUUAAAUCAAAAAAGUUAGAGAUUCUUUAAUUUAUAAAAACUUUGUGUUAGCAGCCAAAAAAGAAAGUGAUAAAUAAGUUUAAAAAGUAUUUAUAAAUCUUAAAUUUAAAGGAGAAUAAAGAGAAAGCCAAAAAAUGUGAUAUUAACACCACAAGUAAAAAGAAAUAAUUGAUUGGUUAAUUUAUUACACCAAUUCCAAAUCCAGUAAAUUUGCCACCAACUCCUGAAUAAAGAAAAGAAAGAUCACAUUCUAUGGAGCACAAACCAACAAAUAACAAAUAGAGAAAUGAGAAUAAAAAGGCAAGCAAAUAAUCACCAGUAUAAUAAUUAUGUGAAAACUUUUAUAGGUACUUAAUUUUGGAGGAUCUAAAAUCUUUAGAGGGAUAUUAUCGAAUGCUGCAAAAUAAUGAG